Amborella trichopoda is the source of this 6412-nucleotide messenger RNA. Lineage: Eukaryota; Viridiplantae; Streptophyta; Magnoliopsida; Amborellales; Amborellaceae. The record is from RefSeq and is a predicted model, not a curated record.
UUAAAAUAAUAUUUUAAAUUAGUAUCAAAAUACCGAUCCCAAUUAAUUGAAAAUAGUUUAAAAUGAUGAUGAUAGAUCAAAUAGUCCGAAAGAUCAUCCCCAAAAAGGCGUUAUUUCCUUUCAAUUUAUUUAUUCCCUCUUCGCGGCUUUAGUAAAAAAGUUCAAAACGGUGAGAAAGGGAACAUUUUUACCAGAUUUAGGGUUCCUCCAUAUGAAUUCACGUCUCGCGGGACAAGAAUUUGGGUUUGAACUAGCAUUACAAACCCCAUAUUUACUGUUCUAGUCCUAAUUUCUGAAUCAUUAGGUUAAACAAACGCUGGAUAUCUGUGGCUUAUUUGACGGGAAUAAUGCUUUUCAUCUGAGUCUCUGUUCUAAGAAGCUUGAUCAAUGGUGCAGUCUCCCUCUUGCUUUGAAGUGUGUUGGCAGUUACCCAUUGUAAAUUCUAAGCUCCUCGGGGCUUGUCGUAGCUCAUGUUUUGAUUAUCUCAAGAUUGUGUUUCUUGCCAUGCAAAUAGAUUUGCUCUGCAAUUUGGAGAACUUAGGUGAUACUGACAGGCUGGAUGAUUUCUCAUUUGGCCUCAAUGCACCGUCAUGUGUUGACUCAACAUUUGCAGAAUGAGCAUUAUUUGGAGUUCCCCUUCUGGACAUUUUGUAGAAGGCUUGAUUUGUAUGGAUAUUGUUCACCUUUCUUCUUCGGAUAGUGAAAAUGAGACGGAAAAAGGGUCCCCAGUUCAGAUUAGAAAGCUUCCAGCGUGGUCUUUUACUCCUGACCCCAAAUCUAGAACUGAAGGUUCUGCUGAAUCUUUUCAAAAGUUGCCUAUCUAUAAGGAAGUCUCUGCUGAUCGCUAUGGGAGCUGUAAGGGGAACCACCAGCAAAGGAUGGAAGGACAAUUACUGCUCCAUGCAGGAUCCCCACCACUUUGUCAGAUGAACGGACAGGUUAAAUCCUAUCAUCCUUUACGAACUGGUAAUGAAGCACUAGAUGAGAAGGCAUAUGGGGAAAGAAUAAAUCCACUUGUUGAAAGCCAUGCUCAAAUGGUCAACUCUGAUAACUCGAUGGACCAUGGUCAAGAACCACAACUUUUAAUGAGCAGAGAGUCCAUUUCUGAAUCUUUUGGUGGAUUAAGGGAUGAUUAUCCCCGCAUACCAUUUAAUAUGGUGCCUGAUAAUUAUUUAAUUCCCAAUGAUGAGGCGGGGAAUAUUUUCCACUCUUCAAGAACCAUUUUUCAAGGGACGCCAGCUUUGACCUCUCUCGAGAUGCCUUUGUCUCAACAAACAUCAGCGAGAAGUUCUCCGUUUUAUAUUCAGUUGACUGGGGUAUCUAAUGACACAGAGCGACCUCCAUUUUUAAUGCAUGACAAGUCUGUUUCUGAGUCUAAUGGUGGAUCAAAGGAUGAUCAUCCAUUGGAACCAUAUCUUAUUGAGCGUGAUCAUCAAUUGGUUUCCCCUGACCAGAUAUGGGAUAUUUCCCACAAUUCAAAGGAAGUACUUAAAAAAACUCCUGUUUUUGCUACUGAUGAUAUGCCUUUGCCUGAGCAGGCAUUAAAGAGUUCUCCAUUUUCCAUUCAGUCAGCUGGGAUAUCCAACAAUACAGAUUCUUUUGAAAAGAAUGAACGGGGGCCUCAAUUCUUUGAUUAUCAUAAUGAACCCUAUCAUCUUAAAAUUGGUAAUAAUUCACAUCAAAAUACUCCUAAGAGAUAUGAUUUACACAAUGACAAUGAUGAGGGCAUCAAAGAGAUGCCUUUGCCUCAUCAGACAUCAAAGGGCAGUCCUCCAUUUUCUGAUCCGGCAACUUCGGUAACCAAUGUCACAGAAUGUUUUGUAGAGAAUGAAACUGGGCCUCAGCAUUUUAAUCAUCUCGAUGAGUUUCAUCGUCCUAAAUUUUGCAUUAAAUCAUAUCAGAAUUUCCCUAGGAAAAAUGAUUUGCAUAUUGAUGAUGAUGAGGGCAACAAAGAAGUGUCUUUACCUCAGCGGACAACAAGUAUGGGUCCAUUUUUUAGACGGCCGACUAUGGUAACCAGUAACAUAGAACCUUUUAUGAAGGAUGAAACUGGAGCUCGAUUUUUUGGUCAUCACAAUGAGUUUUAUCACCCCGUGGUUGGUGAUGAAUCAGAUCAGAAUAUCCAUGAGAGAGAUGGUAUGGGCAUUGACAAUGAUAAGCACAUCAAAGACAUGCCGGUGUCUAGGCAGACAUCAAAGAAGAGUCCUCCAUUUCUUUUCCCGCCAGCUGUGGCUGCGAAUGUCCCAGAACCUUUUUCAAAGGAUGAAAGUGAGCCUCAGCUUUUUAAUAAUCAUAGUGAGUCUGAUCCUCCCAUAGUUGGCAAUGUGUUGGAUCAGAUUACUCAUGAGAGAGAUGAUCUGGACUGUGACAAUGACAAGGGAAUUGGAGAGACACCUUUGCUUCAUCAGACAUUAAAGCGGAGGCCUCGUUCUUUUAUUUGGUUGACUGGGGAAACCAAUGUCACAGAACCUUUUGUAAAGAAUGAAACUGGGCCCCAGCUUUUUGAUCAGCACAACAAGUCCAUUCCUUCCAUAUCUGGUGAUGUAUCAGAUCAGAAUGCUCAUAAGACUGAUGGUAUAAGCAUUGAUAAUGAUGAAGAUAUCAGACAUAUGGCUUCGCCUCAUAAGACAUCAGAGAGGAGCCCUACAUUUUCUACUGGGGCAACUGGAGUAACUGAUGUUUUAGAAUCUUUUGCAAAUGGUAAAAAAGGGCCUCAGCUUUUUUAUCAUCACAAUGAGUCCAAUCCCCCAAUAGUUGGUGAUAGAUUGGAUAAUAAUAUCCGUUGGAGAGAUGGUUUAGACAUUGAUAGUGAGAAGGACAUCAAUGUCAUGCAUUUGCCUCAGAAGACAUUCAAGCAAACUCUUACUUUUUCUCGUCAGCCAACUGGGGCCACUAAUGAGGCUGAACCUUCUGUAAAUCAUGAAACUGGGCCUCUGCUUUUUGGUUUUCGUAGCAAUUCCAAUUCUCCCAGAGUUGGUGACAAAUCAAAUCAGAAGAUUUAUCAGAAUACCAAUGAGAGAGAUGGUUUAGACAUUGACAUUGAAGAGAAGAAUAAAGACAUGCCUAUGCCUCAGCACGAAUCAAAGAGAAGUCUCCCAUUAUCUCUUCAGCCAUCAGUGGUGACUAAGGGCACCAAACGUUCUGUAAAAAAUGAAACUGGGACUAAGAUUUUUGAUCAUCGUAGCAAUUCUGAUCUUCUCAUAGUCGGUAAUAGAUUAGAUCAGAAUACCCAUAAGAGAGAUGACUUGCACAUUGACAUUGAUGAGGACAUCAAAGAGAUUACUUUGCCUCAUCAUAUAUCAAAGAGGAGCCUGCCAUUAUCUUUGCCGGCUGUGAUCACUAAUGAUAAAUCAGAUCAGGAUGCCCAUAAAAGAGAUUAUUUUCACAUUGUCAUUGAUGAGGAUAUCAAAGAGAUGCCGUUGACUUUAAAGAGGAAUCUUACAUCUUCUCUUCAACCGACUGUGGUAAUGAAUGGCACAAAAAUUUCUGGAAAGAGUGACGCUGGACCUCGUCUUCUUGAUCUACACGGCGGUAAUAAAUUGGAUCAAACUGCCCAUAAGAGGGAUCGUUUGCACAUUGACGUUGAUAAAGAUGUGAGUAUCUGUGAAAGUGAGAGUAAUUCAACUAUCUUUGAAAAUGCCAGUAAUUCGAGACGCCUUCCUGCAUAUAUGAUGAAUAGCAAGUCUAUAACUGCCCCACAGUCAGCUGUUAUUGGUGACUUUCGCCGUAUUGGAACAGAAGAGAAGCCAAGGGAAGAUGAUGAGAGGCUUAUUUUUCAAGCGGCAUUGCAGGAUCUUGCUCAGCCAAAACUUGAAGCUAAUCUACCUGACGGUGUUUUGGCUGUUCCCCUUUUACUACAUCAGAAAAUCGCGUUGGCAUGGAUGGCGUUCAAGGAAACAUCCAGUAUUCACUGUUCAGGGGGGUUCCUGGCGGAUGAUCAGGGGCUUGGUAAGACUAUUUCGGUCAUUGCACUUAUUCUCUAUCAGAAGCGACCACCUGCUAAAACCACUGGUGAUGAAUUAACCCUUAUUAAAAGUGAAGCUUUUAAUUUGGAUGAAGAUGACGAAUGUGUUGGGUUGGACAAAGCUAAACGACAAGGACAAUCUGAUGACCUGGACAUAAAACCAACAGUCAAAGAGGAAGUCCAUUCAAAAUGCAAAGGGAGGCCAGCUGCUGGUACAUUGGUUGUGUGCCCAUCAAGUAUUCUUCAACAGUGGGCUCAGGAGCUGAAAGAUAAGGUUACUGAUUCUGCGAGGCUUUCAGUUUUAAUUUAUUAUGGAAGUUCCCGGACAAAGGAUCCCUUUGAGCUAGCCAACUAUGACGUGGUUCUCACAACAUACUCCAUCGUAAGUAUGGAGGUGCCAAAGCAAGCUCUUGAUGAUGAUGAAAAUGAUCAAAGAAAUGGAGAUCAUUAUGGAUUGCAUCCGAGUUUUUCUAAAAAGAGGAAAAAGCCUUCAAAUGAAGGUAUGAGAGGACAGAAAGAUAGGAAAAAGGGAAGUAGUUCCUGCCUUGAACGAGAUAUCAGUCCACUUGCGAGGGUUAAUUGGUUCCGGGUGGUCUUAGAUGAAGCUCAAACUAUUAAGAACCAUAGAACUCAAGUUGCUAGAGCAUGUUGGGGUCUUCGAGCUAAGAGAAGGUGGUGUUUAUCAGGAACUCCUAUGCAGAAUUCAGUUACUGACCUUUUCAGCUACUUCAGAUUCUUGAGAUAUGACCCAUAUGCUGUCUACAAGUCCUUUUGUUCUAUGAUAAGAGAUAAAAUAUCCAAAAAUGCAAAUGAUGGCUACAAGAAGCUUCAAGCAGUGUUGAGGACAAUAAUGUUGCGCCGAACAAAAGGUACACUAAUCGAUGGGCGACCUAUUAUAAGCUUACCACCGAAGAUCAUUAAUUUGAAGAAGGUAGAUUUUUCUCCAGAGGAGCGCGACUUUUAUUCCACACUAGAAGCUGACUCGCGCUCAAGAUUCAAGGAUUAUGCGGCUGCUGGGACUGUGAAUCAAAAUUAUGCAAAUAUUUUGCUGAUGCUUUUGCGACUCCGUCAAGCUUGCGAUCACCCUCUUCUUGUUAAAGGGGAUCGCAUUAAGAAUGUUGGAAAGCCCUCUUUGGAGAUGGCAAGGAAACUUCCAAGGGACAAGCAGAUCAAUCUAUUGAAGUGCUUGGAAGCUUCAUCUCCACUUUGUGGUGUCUGCAAUGACCCACCUGAAGAUGUGGUUAUUACGACAUGUGGCCAUGUGUUCUGCAAGCAAUGUGUAUUUGAGAAACUUACAGGUGAUGAUAACCUGUGCCCUGCAUCUGCCUGCAAGUGUCAACUUAGUGCUGAUUCAAUAUUUUCUGGAGCUACUCUGAGAAGUUGCGUCUCAGAUCAUCAGCUUAGUGGUGGCAACUCAACCCAUAGUAUGGCCGAGUAUUAUGAAAUUCAGAGUGAACAAAAUACUACUUCCUCUAAGAUAAAUGCUGCUCUCGAGAUUUUGUUAUCACUCCAACAGGUGAACUCUGAAGACCGAUCUGAGGCAUGUGGUGAAACUUCUAUAGAGAGCACAAGCGAAGCAAUUGUGGAGUGUUCCUCUUCGAGUGCUUUUGGUGAAACAAGUUUGAAUAUACAGAGGAAACGGUGCAACGAGCUUUAUACAGUACCAAGCAGCCAGCUUGCUAGAGUACCACGUAAUCACCAUGGUAGAGUGCCUGAGAAAGCUAUUGUUUUCUCCCAAUGGACUGGAAUGCUAGACCUUCUCGAAAUCCCAUUGACAAAUUUUUCAAUACAGUAUAGGAGACUUGAUGGAACAAUGUCUCUGGCUGCAAGGGACAGGGCUGUGAGAGACUUCAAUAGCCUUCCAGAGGUGACCGUUAUGAUUAUGUCAUUAAAAGCUGGAAACCUUGGUUUGAAUAUGGUUGCUGCCUGUCAUGUCAUUCUUUUGGAUCUUUGGUGGAACCCAACAACUGAAGAUCAAGCUGUUGACAGAGCCCACCGAAUUGGGCAAACUCGUCCUGUGACUGUCUCCCGACUAACUGUAAAAGAUACCGUUGAAGACCGGAUAUUGGAUCUCCAGGAAAAGAAAAGGAAAAUGGUGGCUUCUGCCUUUGGUGAGGACCAAACAGGCAGCCAUGCAACUCGGCUUACUGUUGAGGAUUUAAGAUACCUAUUCAUGGUUUGAAGGCUCGACUUCAAAUCCCAUAUUGUCUGUGGUUCAUACAAGAUGCUCAAAGAUGGAGAGGUGAAUAGAAUAGUGUAAUAGCUUAGAGAUUAGCUUUUGGUUCUUCGGGGCUGGCGAAUUUUGUUUAUAUGAUUAGACAGAUGACCACCUCAAAGGCGUAUCCCAUUGUAAAUAUGCAUGCAUUCUCUCUGUUAAAUUACCAAGGGAAAGCAUUGUCCCUUUUUUUGAGUUAAUGAAAUGAAUUUCAGGUCUAAUCUAUUUUGGAA